AUGGCUGCGGAAGCACUGAGGCGAACUCGAACCGUUUCCAUGGAAACCGGAGGGCUCCCGCUGGUAUCUACGUUUGCACUUCUCACAAUAGUGGCUGGUCAGCUGCAAGGCCCGGGAUACAGUGAACAGGAGCCGGAGUUUCUGGCGCCGCUCGAGAAUAUUACUGUUGCGUUGGGCAGAGAUGUACACUUUACAUGUACUGUCAAUCACCUCGGGAGCUACAAGGUGGCGUGGAUAAAAUCAGACACAAAGACCAUCCUAGCGAUUCACACUCAUAUGGUGAACAUCAAUCCUCGGCUGUCAGUCACACACAACGGGCACAAUACUUGGAAGCUCUACAUUAGCAACGUCGAGCCCAAAGACUCGGGGACGUACAUGUGUCAGAUCAACACGGACCCGAUGAAGAGUCAGAUGGGACAUCUCUCAGUAGUCAUUCCACCAGACAUCGCAGACAGCGAAGGUUCUGAGGCAAGUGUUCCUGAAGGUGGAUCUGUGGAGCUGAAAUGUACAGCUACCGGCGUACCAGAGCCCACAAUAUCGUGGAAACGCGAGGGCGGGCGCAAUAUCGUCUUUCGCGAUGAAAACGGAAACGAAGAGAAAGUUGUAGAGAGCUACGCGGGGUCAACUCUGUCUCUGAAGGGGCUUAGGCGGACGGACAUGGGUACUUACUGGUGUAUCGCUGGCAACGGGGUGCCGCCCAGGAAGAGUCGGAAAUACGAGGUCACUGUGCUUUUCCAACCCAUCGUGCGAGUAGCGAGCCUGGUCCUGUGGCGGAUGGCCGACAUGCAAGUGACAUUACAAUGCUAUGUCGAGGCCUCGCCCAAAUCCCUAACAACGUGGCAAAGGGGGAAAUCGCACACAGGUGCAAAGCUUCUUAACAGUUCAAAAUAUGGGAUCACUGAAGACGUUUUAAAUAAAUAUGCGGUCCGGAUGAAUUUGACGGUGAACCGUCUAAAGAAGAGUGAUUUCGGAGAAUAUACUUGUUCAGCGGUGAACGCUUACGGCAGAGCUAAUGCUACAAUCACUUUGAAAGGUACAAACGCCGCAAAAGACCACUACAACAACAACAACGACCACGACGACAACAACGACGACCACAACACCGCGCCCAACAACCGCACGUACAACAACACGCCCGCCCAAGCGACACCUCAAGAAACAACAGAACCAAAACGCGUUAGAUUUGGACAACAACCUAAUGGGUGUUAA
Molecule: messenger RNA, 1209 nt
Organism: Leptosia nina
Lineage: Eukaryota; Metazoa; Arthropoda; Insecta; Lepidoptera; Pieridae
Source: the annotation of a GenBank genome assembly